AUGAACACAUUCCCUGCUGGCACCCGUGUAUUCUACUGGUGUUCCACUGGCCCGAUUAUCUACGCUACGGUGCAAUCCUCUAGCCGCUUGCCGGAUGGAACACAACUCUUGGUCAUCAAAGAUGACAAUGGCGAGACCGUUACUCUCCCGUAUGUAGGGUUCAACAUCUACAAUUUUGCAAAGAUCCGUCUCCAUUUAAAUUCACUCAUUAUCAACAACCUGAGGUCGAAGGAGCAAUACUAUGCGGAUAUUCAUAGUGCACUCAUGUCUGCUCCAAACCAAGACUUAUCGCGUAACGACGUUCGGGCGGAAAUAUCUGCGAUGGAGGACUCGGCGGAUGCAGCUUUGUUUCGGCGCAAAGACGGAAAUCCAGUCACCCCUCCCAACCGCUGUUUUGAAUACGCUUCCCGCACCCUUCUCAUUCUGCGCGAGCUUAUCCGUCCAAAGGAAGCGAACUGCACAGAAGCAAGCCAUUGUCUUUAUCCGAAAAUUGCCCUGCUGCGGCCUCUGUCGUGA
Molecule: messenger RNA, 516 nt
Organism: Laccaria bicolor S238N-H82
Lineage: Eukaryota; Fungi; Basidiomycota; Agaricomycetes; Agaricales; Hydnangiaceae
Exons: 5
Coding region: 1-516 (171 amino acids)
Source: RefSeq, a predicted model, not a curated record